AAAGCUGGAGUUCGGGAAAAGGAGCUAUGAGGACCACACUUGUAAUAGCAGUUGCUUUCCUCGCAACUGGAGCUGUGAGUCAGAACGCCGACGUUACUAAACUGUGCGAGGCGCAGACCAGCUGCAGAGACUGCAUUCAAGCCUCGCCUCAGUGCUCCUGGUGUUCGGAGUUCGCUAGACUUCAUGCAUCGCCGGGACCUCGAUGUAAGAUCAGGACAGGACAAUCACCAUUAUCAAGUGAUUGCACAUUAAGUGGUUUGGAAGAUCCAAAAAGUAGAGACCCUCAACUGACACAGGCUUCCUUCAACGCCCUAAAUCAAAUAUCUCCACUGCGAGCAAAUAUCGUACUGAGAACAAACGACCCUAAGAGUUUUCAACUGACGGUCCGACCAUCCAACAACUACCCGAUUGAUCUCUAUUUGCUCAUGGACCUCUCCAACUCCAUGAGAGAUGACCUGGAAAAACUCAAGACACUGGGAGCUCAGCUCUCUGAAAGGAUU
Geodia barretti is the source of this 500-nucleotide messenger RNA. Lineage: Eukaryota; Metazoa; Porifera; Demospongiae; Tetractinellida; Geodiidae. The record is from the annotation of a GenBank genome assembly.